AUUUUCUCAUUGGCGCUUGAGGAAUUCAAGUGAACAUUUUUUUUACUGUUUUUCUAAAUUUUUGUUUUGUUUUGUUUUUCUAUCAACAAAAUCAAUUAAUUAUGUACGAUGGUGAGAUAAUUAGUUUACCUUUAGACGAUGAUUAUCCCUUUGAUCUUGUGCCUCUCGAUUACAUCGAGGGUAAUAAUGAAAUUGAUUCCGAUGCAUGUGAUUACCAUCUUAUGGACAGAGUUGCUGUUGAAAGUGAUGCUGUUGAUGAUAAUUUUAUCGAAAUUAGUAAACCCGUUGACCAAUCAAUCGCUAUCUGUCCAAAUUAUCAUCAAGACGAAGAAAAUAUAGACAUUUAUGAUAGAGAUGAUACUCAAUUUACCGACAUCGAUAGCUUACCAAAGUCAAUUGCUGGUUGUGUUAAACUCAAUGAAAAAUAUCUCGAAUCAUUGAUCGAUUUCAAAAAUAAUCUGGAAGAGAAACUUCAAGCUAAUCUAAUGAUGCAACAGGAAUUACUGGAGAGUCAAGCUCUAGCGAAUGAUCAUAUUUAUCCUAAUUCAUUACUUAAAUUUUUGGCUCCUUAUUUUCGUGAUAGACGAGACUAUGCUGCCGAUGAUAAUGAUGAUACUAAAAGUCGUAAAGCAACUGGUUGUAUUAAUCCUUUUUACCUUCGAUACAAAAAACCUUGGAAAGAUUCAGAUAAAUUGUAUUUAACUUCAUCCGUUCAAAACUGUGUUGACAAAAAGGAGUUGGAACCUCUUACAAUUCAAAAGAAUAAUUUACUCGCAGAAAUUAAUAAAUUGAAAUCACAAGAAGCAAGUCAAGAUAUUAUUGACGAAAAGACUGAUAAGAUGAAAACUCUUGAUGAUCAGAUUGAAUUGGUCCGUAGUGUUUCAAAUAUACCUUCAAGGGAACACAGUGAGGAUAUUGAUUGGCUUGAAGUUGCUCAAAAUUGUCCAUCACUUUAUGAUGAAUUUGACUGUGAAAUUAGAUGGACAAACUUUGAACAUCCUGAGAUUAAUCAUGAUAAAUGGUCACAAAAGGAAGAUGAAGAUUUAAAAAGUUUGGCUCAAAGGUUUCACUAUGAUUGGGAUAAGAUUGCUAAAAAUUUGGGAACCAAAAGAGUAGCCUGGCAAUGUUGCCAAAGAUACCAAUCAAAAUUAAGUGAGACAAUUAUAUCUUCCGGACGUUUUACUAAAGAGGAAUCAAAGUUACUUUAUUACCUGAUUGACAAAUUAUCUGUCGGUGAUCAUAUUCCCUGGACUCAAGUCCGAUAUUUCAUGGGUUCACGUUCAUUGCCACAGAUAAAAAAUUAUUAUAAUAAGAGUCAAAUUUUACGUCGAGGUGCUAAAUGGACUGAAUUGGAAGAUAAAGUUUUAUUGGCUGCCGUUAGAAAAUGUGGAGUUCACAAGUGGAAAUCAGUUGCUGAAUAUAUCCCUGGACGGAGUAAUAUGCAAUGCCGAGAAAGAUACAUGCUUAGAUUGGGAAUUAAAGAUCGUAAAUUAGGUAAUUGGACUUUUUUCGAAGAUUUAAAAUUAGUUAGCAAAGCUCCGAAGGAAAAUUUCCGCUGGGUCGAUGUGAUGGCUCAUCUAACUAAACGAAAUCCUCGCCAAAUCGCCGCAAGAUAUGAUACAAUUGAGAAACACAGAGUCACUAAAACGAUAGAAACUUCUAAAGAUCUAAGAGAUUUGGUUCCUCGAAAUAGACCUUAUGGAAAACCCCCUCCUAAUCUUGAAUUUGUUCUAGAAGAAGGACAAUCACUUGAUGAUUUCCUUCGAGAGGGUAAAAAGCAGCUUGAAAUCGCAGUAAACGAUGGCACCUACCGAGCGAAACUAAGCCGACCUGGAGUUGGUGGUCGAAAAAAGAAACCCGAAACCGAAGAAAGAAUCGAACAACAACUUAUUCAACAAUUUAGUCUUUACUCUUUAAUGGGAAAAAUUAGUAAACCAACAAAGAAAAUUGCUCGAGUUGCUCAACAAACAAUGUUAUUCGAUGUUCUGGAAAAUAUUCUAACUGAUUAUUUCGACGGUAAAUUACCCGAUGAACCUCAUUUACUAUCCAAAGUUAUAUCUUCUGUCUUGCGAAAACAAGUGAUCGGAGUGAACACCGAAAAGCUUAAUCAUUGUCCACCAAUUUUCCCACCAAACAUCAUAACAACUCAAUCUUAUCAAGUUUUACUAAACAUGAGAGCAGGAUUGAAGCAACAAUUAGCUGAUUACAAUUAUGAUACUAGUCAACAUGUUUGGGACUCAAAUUACAGGACAUUAGUUGGAUUAAUUGUUUCUCUCUAUUUUUGGCCUUGUCUUCUUUCAAAAAAUCAACCCAAAUCAAUGAAACCACCAUCCGAUUCAACCCAAUCAACAAUUCCAACAUCACCAACAGAAUCAUCAUCAUCUUCAUCUUCAUUAGCGAUCUGCAAACCAUCAAAAUCUAAACCAAAAAAGCGGAAAAAAUGUCAAUCGUCAAAUAUUGGACAUUGUAAUGAUUCAAGAGAAAAACAAAGAUAUUUAUUCAAAAAUUAUGAGAAUUAUUUAGCUAAAAGUAAUUCUUAUGAGGAUUAAAACAUUGACACAAUUUAAAGAGAUCAAAAUUUCAAUUCAUCCUAAGCUUGACCAUCUCGAAUCGCCAACAUCUAAUCAAUUUUAUUUUUUAUGAUAGUUUAAAAACACGAGCGAUUAGUUAUUGAAUCGUCUUAAUUAAGUGAACCAAAUGACUAUUUUUUGUUUGUUUUUGUUUAUAUGUAACAGGCUCGUAUGAAUGUUUUUUUAUUAACAAUUAAUAGUAAACAUAA
Molecule: messenger RNA, 2779 nt
Organism: Panonychus citri (citrus red mite)
Lineage: Eukaryota; Metazoa; Arthropoda; Arachnida; Trombidiformes; Tetranychidae
Gene: Pbp95
Product: snRNA-activating protein complex subunit 4-like
Exons: 3
Coding region: 102-2549 (815 amino acids)
Source: RefSeq, a predicted model, not a curated record